AUUUCGACAGCUGGGGGAUAACCGAGAAGCCAGGUGGAAUCAGAUUGCAUUGGAGGCGUCAGAGCGUUCGUAUAUGGUGGAUAUGUGGGCUGCCAACGGUGACUUUCCUUUUCGCCGCAAAGCAUUCAACGCACAUUCAACGCACAAUAUGGCAAGCUCGGAAUAUGCUUACGUUGUUGCUGAGCUAUGGACAUCUCUUCCUGAGCAGUUUCGACGCCCAGGGACGUCAGAACAUUCGCAAAAUCAGAAACGCGGCCGACCCCUCGACUCCUUCCUCGAAGGGCCUGUAUACGUGCCCACCAUCGCCCUGCUUUUCGUCACCGACAUUCCCUACGGACGCAUCUUCUCAGUUAACCCCAUUACGGCCGAAUGGUCUUUGGUCGUUGAAUAUGAUGGCGAACCGAACGGAAUGGCAUGGAAUCCAAUUUCUCGAACGAUCGUGGUCGCCGACUUCAAGCAAGGCAUCCUGUCUCUCGACCCCGAAACUAGACGGCUCGAAACGCUCGCCUCUCGCUACCACGGGGAACGACUCAAAGGGCCCAAUGAUCUGGUUGUCAGUGACGACGGUAUCAUCUUCUUUACCGAUCAGGGAAUGACAGGCCUCCAUGACCCAACCGGUAGGGUCUAUCGACUUCAUCCCGACGGCAAACUCGACCAUAUCCUCACGAAUAGGCCUUCCCCCAAUGGCCUUGUGCUCAGCCGUGACAGGACGGCGCUGUUUGUGGCCAUUACUCGUGACAAUUCUGUCUGGCAUGUGCCUUUCUACGCCGAUGGUUCUAUGCAGCGAGUUGGUCGGUUUUCGAAUUACUUUGGUAUUGGCAGACCAGAUGGAAUGGCUUUGGGCGUGGAGGGAAAUACAUUCGUUGCGCAUUCGACUCUCGGGACGAUAUUCAUGCAUCGGGCAAAUGGAGAGCUAAUGGCGAAGAUUCGAAGCCCGCAAGGAACGGGAACAACCAAUUUUACAUGGGCUGGAGAAGGAUCAAAUGUACUGUACAUCGUAGAGAGCGAGACGGGGUCGGUAUUGAGGCUUGGCUGGCAUUGUGCUGGAUGUUUGUAGAUUAACAUGCAUACGGAUCACAUGUAGUGAAUGCUUACAUUCGCUUCUGAAUAUAUCAGGU
Molecule: messenger RNA, 1118 nt
Organism: Aspergillus glaucus CBS 516.65
Lineage: Eukaryota; Fungi; Ascomycota; Eurotiomycetes; Eurotiales; Aspergillaceae
Product: SMP-30/gluconolactonase/LRE family protein
Exons: 1
Coding region: 74-1057 (327 amino acids)
Source: RefSeq, a predicted model, not a curated record